CCACCUGCCUCUCUCCCACCUCCCCGUUCAACGAAGUGUGACGAGUUCAUCGCCAUGACCCAGGAAGUCAUCCCCCUCAAGACCGCUCGAAUCGUCACUCUCCAGUUGACGGCGGCUCUCGCUACCGUCGCUGCCUGCAUUGGGUUGCACGCGUUGGUGAAGAGUAACCAGUCCAAGACUGCGUUGAGGAGUAGGGUCUCCCCUCCCACGAGACUCGUCAUCGAUACCAGCUCCAUCCAAAACUCCGGUAUCGUCGCGACAGUCGGAAACAUCCUCCUCGCUUCCUUCGCUUUCAUCUCCUUCUGUAUCACCUUCCUUCCUUUCCUUCGCCGCUGGGCCAACAAAACCCUUCGCCUCCAAGCUGGCUUGAUCGCCUUCAGCGCCGUCUGGGUCUUCGUUUGCAUGAUCCCCUUCAUGAAAUACUUUGUCAAUGACCAUGCCUCCAUCUCGGCAUUCAUCGGCGAAACCAGGCUUCCUGACUCUUUGGUGCAAAGUAUGCAGGAGAAGAGUGGACACUCGACCCGGUACAAGGACAUGUGGUAUCUCCGAUUGCUCGCCAUCUUCCCCUGGCUCUCUAUCGCCUCGGCCAUCAUCACUGUCCCCGUUCUCUUGAAGGCCGCAUCCGCCACUGCAUCAACGACACCAGCCACUGAGGAAUCUUCAUCUGCAAAGGAAACCAUCGAACAUUCAGAGAAGGCUUAUUAAACGUUCAGGACUCGACUGUUUAAUUUAUCUCUUCCAUUUCACGCACGUUUGGAUGACGCCCUUUUAUGACCUGUU
Messenger RNA from Coprinopsis cinerea okayama7#130, 780 nucleotides. RefSeq lists its product as hypothetical. Lineage: Eukaryota; Fungi; Basidiomycota; Agaricomycetes; Agaricales; Psathyrellaceae. The coding region runs from base 55 to 705 and encodes 216 amino acids. The transcript is spliced from 4 exons. The record is from RefSeq and is a predicted model, not a curated record.